GUCUACCGUAAUUUCAGCAAAAUGUUGUGAGGGUAAAUUCGUAAUUACUCUUAUCAUUCUCAAAAUUCUCUCCUCGGCGACUAGCAUCGACUCUCUCCAGUCCAAAUCGGAGGUGUGACUGAAAAUAUCUCCGGUUGUUUUUUUCAGUUAUGGAGGUGAGAUCGGAUUUACGAUCGACUUCGUUUUCUUCUCUCCUGUUCGUUUUGAUUCUCACUGUUUUAAGCGGACUCGUUUCCCGGUCUGAGUCGGCUCAGCAACCUUUCCGCCGCGAGCCGGGUCACACUCACUGGCAUCACAGCGCCUUCCUCGACGUACGAGAGAGCGUGCGAUCGGAUGUCCGCCGCAUGCUUCACUCCCGUGCCGAGGUACCAUUUCAGGUUCCUCUAGAAGUGAAUAUAGUCCUUGUUGGUAUGAAUGGGGAUGGGGGAUACAGAUAUGCUAUGGAUCCUCACAAGUUGGAGGAGUUCUUAAGAGUUAGCUUCUCGACCCAUAGACCCUCGUGCCAAGAGACGGGAGAGCCACUUGACAUUGAACAUCGAUUGGUUUAUAAUGUGUUUCCUGUUGGGCAACCUGAACUAAUUGCUCUGGAGAAGACAGUGAAAGAAGCCAUGGUGUCUGCUGGGACUGCAGUAGAGGCUGAUUUUGGAAGACACUUACCUGCCUAUGACGUAGAGGCAACCAAAGUUGAGUCCGCCUUUAACCGCCUUUACUCUUAUAUAUUUGACAUGGAAGUGGGAGCUGGAUCAGCUGGCACGGCGGAUAAACCGAUACCAAGUGCCAUAUUCGUAGUUAAUUUUGAUAAGGUAAGAAUGGAUCCUCGAAAUACAGAUAUUGAUCUAGACAGCUUGAUGUUUGCAAAGCUACCAGAGCUUAGUGAUGCAGACAAGGAGAAACAGGAGGCAGAUUAUAUUUAUCGAUAUAGAUACAAUGGUGGAGGAGCAUCCCAAGUUUGGCUUGGAUCAGGCAGAUAUGUUGUCAUAGAUUUGUCUGCGGGGCCUUGUACAUACGGGAAGAUUGAAACUGAAGAGGGAAGUGUCAGUCCUAGAACAUUGCCAAGGAUACGAAACAUUAUGCUUCCAGGAGAAGUUAGCCCUGCUGGUCAUCAGUCUACCCAUGACAUUUUUUCUGGUCAGUUAGCGGCAUUAGUAGCUACUACAAUUGAGCACGUCAUAGCUCCUGAUGUCAGGUUUGAAACAGUUGAUCUUGCGACUAGAGUGCUGGUACCUAUCAUUGUGCUCCAAAACCACAAUCGAUAUAAUAUCAUGGAAAGAGGACAAAACUACAGCAUAAAUAUUGAAGAGAUAGAAUCCGAGGUAAAGAAAAUGAUUCAUCAUGGGCAAGAAGUAGUCAUCGUUGGAGGGGCUCAUCCAUUACAUCGCCAUGAGAAGUUAGCUAUUGCUGUCUCAAAAGCCAUGCGUGGGCAUUCCCUUCAGGAAACUAAGACGGACGGAAGAUUCCAUGUGCAUACCAAAACAUACCUAGAUGGUGCUAUUCUCAAAGAAGAAAUGGAAAGGUCUACUGAUGUUCUAGCUGCUGGUUUGCUCGAUGUAUCUGACCCUGGACUUUCUAAUAAAUACUUUCUGCGCCAGAGCUGGGAAGAUGAAUCCGAAGGUUCAAAUGAUUCCAUCGUGAAACACAAACCUCUCUGGUCACCUUACAGCUCGAAACAUCAAAAGGGGAAGAAAAAGAAGGCCGUUAAGAAAAAAGGAGAUCUCUACCGAACUUACGGAACAAGAGUAAUUCCAGUGUUUAUACUCUCAUUAGCCGAUGUGGACCCAAUGCUCAUGAUGGAAGAUGAGAGUCUCGUGUGGGCGAGCAGUGAUGUGGUCAUUGUGCUUCAGCAUCUAAAUGAGAAAAUACCUUUGAGUUAUGUGUCUGAAACAGAGAGACAGCACGCCAUUCCAUCACAAGUGCAGCGGCAUAUACUUGCGGGUAUAGCUUCUGCUUUAGGCGGUGUAAGUGCACCGUAUGAAAAGACCUCUCACGCGCAUGAAAGACCCGUCACCAAUUGGCUUUGGGCAGCCGGUUGUCACCCGUUUGGACCGUUCUCAAACGUCUCUCAGAUGAGUCAAAUGCUUCAAGAUGUUGCACUGAGGAAUACUAUCUAUGCGCGGGUUGAUUCUGCUCUACGCAAAAUCCGUGAAACAUCAGAGGCAGUACAAAACUUUGCAUCUGAAUACCUCAAGACUCCAUUAGGAGAGCCAGUGAAAGACAAAAAGAACAAAACAAGAACGGAGCUGUGGGUGGAGAAGUUCUACAAAAAGACGACCACAUUGCCCGAGCCUUUCCCACACGAGCUAGUCGAAAGAUUAGAGAAAUAUCUAGACAGUGUAGAGGAGCAACUGGUGGAUCUUUCUUCUUUGCUAUACGACCAUAAACUAUACGAUGCUCAUCUCAACAGCUCAGAGAUUCUUCAGACCACCAUGUUUACACAGCAGUACGUAGAACAUGUACUAGAAACAGAAAGGGAGAACAUGAGAUGCUGUAAGAUAGAGUACAAAUACACAGUUGGAGUCAAAUCUUAUCAGACAUUGGUGUACGGAGGGAUACUUGUUGCAGGUUUUCUUGUGUACUUCCUUGUCAUCUUCUUCUCUUCUCCUCCUGCUCGUUGACCUCUGUUCUUGUUUUGAGGGUCAUAGAUUUUGUAACGGUUGUUUAUUGUUGAAUUCAUGUGACUAGAAGUUUGUUGACAUAUUAUUUUAGUAAUAUCAUAAAUUACUAGUUAUAUAAA
This is a messenger RNA of Brassica napus (rape), 2731 nucleotides long. RefSeq lists its product as uncharacterized. The transcript has 16 exons. The record is from RefSeq and is a predicted model, not a curated record. Lineage: Eukaryota; Viridiplantae; Streptophyta; Magnoliopsida; Brassicales; Brassicaceae. The coding region runs from base 150 to 2612 and encodes 820 amino acids.